UGCUGGAGAGGGCUCUUACCUGUUCAUAUAUACGAUUUGCUUUCGUUGGUAAGUACCAUGAGCACGAGCAAAACCAUUCUUGGCCAGAAGACGUGACUCGGCGCUUUGGGAUCUAGAGCCAUGUCCGUGGUGACUACUUCUCUCUCGACCCAAUCCUUUUAUACUUCCUUUCCUCUACCUCACCGACUUCAGCUCCCUGAACCUUAUUUACCUCUUCGCUCUCCACUCUCUCGAAAACCCCUUUAUCUCUCUGCUUCUGCUUCUGCUACUCCCUCUUCGUCACCUUCUUCUUCUUCUCCCAUUUUCCUCUCAUUUUUCGACGACCCACUACCAGAAAAUGUUCCAGAACCAGAUAAUUCGACAAUUAACAGCGAAGAAGGUAAAGAACAAGAAGACCCAAUUCUUAAAUUCUUCAAGUCACGAACUUUAUCGGCAGAAUUGACUGAAGAUCCUGCUCGAGAAUCCAAAUUUUCCCUCCAGAAGAACCGUCGAACUUCCUGGCACCUAGCUCCCGACUUCACCGACCCGGAAACCGAAAGUGGGCCCGAACCUGAGAACCCCGUCUCAUUGGCAAACCAACAAACGAUUGGUGUGCACACUCCGUUCAAAAGCGGCGUCGCUUGGGGGAUCCUUGAAAUAGCUAAGACUCUGAAGGAGAAUCAAACUCUGGGAGAGAUGUUAUCAGGUUUCGAAGGAAAGGUCAGCGAAACAGAGUGCGUAGAGGUAUUGGUGAUGAUGGGUGAAUCUGGUUACGUCAAGAGCUGUUUGUAUUUCCACGAGUGGAUGAGUUUGCAGAAUCCGUCUCUCGUUUCGCCUCGUGCUUGCUCUGUGUUGUUUACAUUGUUAGGUAGAGAAGCAAUGGGUGAUAAGAUUCUGCUUCUGCUUCGUAAUUUACCAGACAAGGAUGAGUUCAGCGAUGUUCGUCUGUACAAUGCGGCCAUUUCUGGACUUUCAGCUUCUCAAAGGUAUGAUGAUGCUUGGGAAGUGUAUGAAGCUAUGGAUAAGAUCAAUGUCGAUCCGGAUAAUGUUACAUGUGCUAUAAUGAUCACAGCGAUGAAGAAAUCAGGACGAAGCGCGAAAGAAGUUUGGGAGAUAUUCGAGAAGAUGAGCGCGAAAGGUGUGAGAUGGAGUCAGGAUGUAUUCGGUGGCCUUGUGAAAUCAUUCUGUGACGAAGGGCUUAAAGAAGAAGCUCUUGUGAUCCAAACAGAGAUGGAGAAGAAAGGCAUACGUUCAAACACCAUUGUGUAUAAUACGUUGAUGGAUGCUUACAACAAAUCCAACAACAUAGAAGAAGUGGAAGGUCUUUUCGCAGAAAUGAGAACUAAAGGCUUGAAGCCUACAUCUGCCACUUACAACAUUCUCAUGGAUGCUUACGCCAGAAGGAUGCAGCCAGAUAUCGUGGAGAAGCUUCUGCAAGAGAUGGAAGGUUUAGGUUUAGAGCCGAAUGUGAAAUCGUACACAUGUUUGAUUAGUGCGUAUGGGAGGACGAAGAAGAUGAGUGAUUUGGCUGCUGAUGCUUUCCUUCGUAUGAAGAAACUAGGUUUAAGACCUACUUCACAUUCUUACACAGCUCUUAUUCAUGCGUACUCUGUUUCUGGGUGGCACGAGAAAGCUUAUGCGUCCUUUGAAGAGAUGCUUAAAGAAGGGAUUAAACCGUCGAUUGAAACAUACACAUCGCUCCUCGACGCAUUCAGAAGGUCUGGUGAUGUAGAAAAGCUUAUGGAGAUUUGGAAACUAAUGCUAAGAGUAAAGAUCCAAGGCACAAGGAUCACAUAUAACACCGUUCUUGAUGGUUUUGCCAAGCAAGGCCGCUACAUCGAAGCGAGGGAUGUUGUUUCCGAGUUUGAUAAAAUGGGUUUGCAGCCGACUGUUAUGACUUACAACAUGCUGAUGAAUGCGUACGCACGAGGAGGUCAAGACUCGAAAUUGCCACAGCUGUUGAAGGACAUGGCUGCGCUUAACUUAAAACCUGAUUCCAUCACGUAUUCGACUAUGAUCUACGCGUUUGUUCGUGUUCGAGACUUCAAAAGAGCGUUCUAUUACCACAAGAUGAUGGUUAAAAGCGGGCAAGUACCGGACCCAAGGUCAUACGAGAAACUUAGGGCGAUUCUUGAAGAUAAGGCAAAGACCAAGAACAGAAAAGAUAAGAGUGCUAUACUUGGUAUAAUUAAUAGCAAAUUCGGUCGUGUUGAAGCUAAGACGAGAGGGAAGAAGGAUGAGUUCUGGAAAUACAAAAGGAACCGAACAUCUUAUAAACCUGAUCCUCACCGAUCUUGAAAGCUAUUUGGAUGCUAUAGUUGGUACAUACUGAGAAUGCACACAAGCUAUAUGAAUCUACUUUUAUUUUCCUCUGUUCUUUGUAGUUAAGUUCGCUUCGGCUGGGCAAAAUUCCCGAGCCUGACCAAAAUUCC
This is a messenger RNA of Thlaspi arvense, 2411 nucleotides long. The record is from the annotation of a GenBank genome assembly. Lineage: Eukaryota; Viridiplantae; Streptophyta; Magnoliopsida; Brassicales; Brassicaceae.